CGCGCCCGGCAGAGAGCAAUUCGCGCACGGAGGCCGCUCGGCAGCGCCUCCCGCCGCUGCGGCACCAUGUGGCAGCCGGCCACGGAGCGGCUGCAGCACUUUCAGACCAUGUUAAAGACGAAGUUGAAUGUCCUAACUCUGCGGAAAGAGCCUCUCCCGACAGUGAUCUUCCACGAGCCUGAAGCUAUUGAGCUGUGCACCACAACGCCGCACUUGAAGACCCGGACUCACACUGGAUGCAAGGUUACGUAUUUGGGUAAGAUUUCCACAACAGGGAUGCAGUUUCUGUCAGGCUGCACAGAGAAGCCAGUCAUUGAGUUGUGGAAGAAGCACACAUUGGCCAGGGAGGAUAUUUACCCAGCUAAUGCCCUGCUGGAAAUUCGCCCUUUCCAAGUCUGGCUGCAUCACCUGGACCUCAAAGGCGAGGCAACGGUGCACAUGGAUACCUUCCAGGUGGCACGGAUAGCCUACUGCACUGCUGAUCACAACGUCAGCCCAAACAUCUUUGCUUGGGUCUACCGGGAGAUCAACGAUGACUUGUCCUACCAGAUGGACUGCCAUGCUGUAGAGUGUGAGAGCAAGCUGGAGGCCAAGAAGCUGGCCCAUGCCAUGAUGGAGGCCUUUAAGAAGACUUUUCACAGCAUGAAAAGCGAUGGCCGGAUCCGCAGGAACAGCUCCUCAGAGGAAGUAUCUCAUGAAUUUGAGUCUGACGAUGGUUGACUGAACUCAUCCAUGGUUCAGCAAGGGCAAAAGUAGCCUGGGGAAUGCAAGCUGAUAGAUGAAUAAGCAACAACUGAAACUGGGGAAUCAAGGGACUGCCAAACACUUGUCUGACCAGCUUUUUAAAUCUAAAGAGGAAUUCAGUACCUACAGAUAUGCAUCAUUAAAGUCAUUAUAUUACAUUGAAAUCAGCUGCUGUUACAAAAGUCAGAAUAAAGCUCCCUCCCUCAUCUCUCUCACCCAUCCAUUAUGGUCUCUUUCUUGUUGCUGUAGUACCAUCAAGUAGAGCCAUUCCUGUUUGUCUUAGAAGCCUGGUCAGGUUUCUAAGUUGCUCCUUUGGCAUUCCUGGCUAGGGGCUGAUGCACAAGAGUGAGUAGAUCUGGAAAGCCCUAACGGUCCCCAAAGGAUCUUUCUCCAUGAAGCAUCACAAAAAUCCUUUGACCAUACAUAGGCUGAGAGAGCCAUUCAUAGCCUUUUAGACUAAUGGCCUGGCAUUCUGCAGUUAAUUUACAUUUCACAGAUAGAAAACAAAAGAAGUUGCUUGUAUGUACACAUUAUAUAAUAUGCUAGCCUUUAUUUUAUUCAUUGUACCCAUUUUCUUAGUGUAUCAUCUGCUGCCAUGUCUUUCACCCAACGCCGGUAGUUGCCGUUUCAGACUAUCUACUGCAGGAUACCAAAAAGGAGUAGGCAAAAGUACUCCUCAAGUAUGGGCUAGGGGCAGAGGAAGCCAGUCUGUGCAUUUUCCAGCCCUGCAGGAGUGGACCCACUGGUGAGAGUGGAGGGGCACUUGGGUCUGUCAGUGUUUGAACUGUGACUUCACAUCAACCUCAGGUCUACAGUGACAGGAGCAUAGUCGCCCCCCACUCCGUGUGAUCAGUCCCUGCGCUGCUGGUCAGGUGGCCCUGAUGGGAUGGAGCUGGUGGUGGCCAGUGGCACGGCCAGGGCUGCGUGCCCACAGAGAUCAAAGGAACCAGGUCCUUAGGAGGCAGGUGGUGGAGAAGUUCACGCCAAGAUGUCUGUCUCUUUCCUUGCUCGCAGGUACACAGAGUCAUGCCUUUCUUAAAUGCAGAUGUUUAAUAAAACUCAAA
Molecule: messenger RNA, 1808 nt
Organism: Dryobates pubescens (Downy woodpecker)
Lineage: Eukaryota; Metazoa; Chordata; Aves; Piciformes; Picidae
Gene: PID1
Product: phosphotyrosine interaction domain containing 1
Exons: 3
Coding region: 67-720 (217 amino acids)
Biological process (GO): regulation of mitochondrial membrane potential; negative regulation of insulin receptor signaling pathway; regulation of cell population proliferation
Cellular component (GO): cytoplasm
Source: RefSeq, a predicted model, not a curated record